This is a messenger RNA of Condylura cristata (star-nosed mole), 927 nucleotides long. RefSeq names its product olfactory receptor 4B1. The record is from RefSeq and is a predicted model, not a curated record. The transcript has a single exon. Bases 1 to 927 code for a protein of 308 amino acids. Gene Ontology annotation, cellular component: membrane. NCBI's taxonomy places the organism in Eukaryota, Metazoa, Chordata, Mammalia, Eulipotyphla, Talpidae. Gene Ontology annotation, biological process: G protein-coupled receptor signaling pathway. Gene Ontology annotation, molecular function: olfactory receptor activity; G protein-coupled receptor activity.
AUGGCCAGGACAAAUAAUGUGACUGAGUUAAUUUUGACUGGCCUUUUCCAGGACCCACAGGUACAGAGAGUGUGCUUUGCGCUGUUUCUUCCUGUGUACCUGGCCACGGUGCUGGGCAACGGCCUCAUCGUGCUGACGGUCGCCAUCAGUAAAAGUCUCAAUUCUCCCAUGUACUUCUUCCUUAGUUAUUUGUCUGUGGUGGAAAUCAGUUACUCUUCCACUGUUGUCCCUAAAUUCAUCACAGACUUACUUGCCAAGAUUAAAACCAUCUCUCUUGAGGGCUGUCUGACUCAGAUAUUCUUCUUCCACUUUCUUGGUGUUACUGAGAUCCUUUUGCUUGUGAUGAUGGCCUAUGACCGCUAUGUGGCCAUCUGCAAGCCUCUUCAUUACACGACCAUAAUGAGUCGUCAACUGUGCCAUGUGCUGGUGGCUGGCUCCUGGUUUGGGGGCUUUCUUCACUCCAUCAUUCAGGUCAUCAUCACCAUCCAACUGCCCUUCUGUGGCCCCAAUGUGGUGGACCACUACUUCUGUGAUCUCCUGCCGUUAUUCAAGGUUGCCUGCAAGGACACCUUUGUGGAAGGGGUGAGUGUGUUGGCCAACAGUGGUUUGAUUGCUCUGUGCUCCUUUAUCAUCUUAUUGAUCUCUUAUAUCGUCAUUCUGGUCCAUCUGAGGAACCAUUCUGCAGAAGGGCGGCGCAAGGCCCUGUCCACCUGUGCCUCUCACAUCACAGUGGUCCUCUUGUUUUUUGGUCCUGCCAUCUUCCUCUACAUGCGACCAUCUUCCACCUUCACCGAGGACAAAUUGGUGGCCGUGUUCUAUACGGUCAUCACCCCCAUGCUGAACCCCAUCAUCUACACACUCAGAAACAAAGAGGUGAAAAUCGCCAUGAGGAAGUUGUGGGGCAAAAAGACCUCAGGAAUGGACUGA